AUGGCUACUUUUCGUAAUGUUUGCUCAGUACCCAACUCCUUCCGGCUCACUGGAAUCCCAGGGCUGGAGUCCCUGCACAUCUGGUUAUCCAUCCCCUUUGGCUCCAUGUACCUUGUGGCUGUGAUGGGGAAUGUCACUAUUCUGGCUGUGGUAAGAGUGGAACGUAGCCUGCACCAGCCCAUGUACUUCUUCCUGUGCAUGUUGGCUGUCAUUGACCUGAUUUUGUCUACUUCCACUAUGCCCAAACUUCUGGGAAUUUUCUGGUUUGGUGCUGGUGAGAUUAGUCUGAAUGCUUGCUUGACCCAGAUGUUUUUCAUACACUGCUUUGCAACUGUUGAGUCAGGCAUCUUCCUUGCUAUGGCUUUUGACCGCUAUGUGGCCAUAUGUGACCCACUGCAUCAUAUGACAGUGCUCACAAAUGCAGUGGUGGGACUCUUGGGACUUGUAGCCCUCAUUCGGGGUAUCAUUUAUAUUAGUCCCCUACCUUUAAUGAUACGUCUAAGGUUGCCCCUUUACAAAGCCCAUGUCAUCUCUCACUCCUACUGUGAACACAUGGCUGUGGUCACCUUGGCUUGUGGUGAUAGCAGAGUCAACAACAUUUAUGGACUAAGCAUUGGUUUUUUGGUGCUCAUUCUGGACUCAAUGGGCAUUGCUGCCUCCUAUGUGAUGAUUUUCAGGACUGUGCUGGGACUGGCUACCCCUGAGGCUAGGCUUAAAACUCUAGGCACAUGUGGUUCUCACAUUUGUGCCAUCCUGAUCUUUUAUGUUCCCAUUGCUGUUUCUUCCCUCAUUCACCGAUUUGGUCACCAAGUGCCUCCCCCAAUCCACACCCUUUUGGCUAACUUUUAUCUCCUUAUUCCUCCAAUCCUGAAUCCUAUUGUCUAUGCUGUUCGUACCAAACAGAUUCGAGAGAGAAUCCUCCAAAUUAUGAAGAUAGAAGCUAAGAACAGAUGA
Suncus etruscus (white-toothed pygmy shrew) is the source of this 954-nucleotide messenger RNA. Its product is annotated as olfactory receptor 52M1. Gene Ontology annotation, cellular component: membrane. NCBI's taxonomy places the organism in Eukaryota, Metazoa, Chordata, Mammalia, Eulipotyphla, Soricidae. Gene Ontology annotation, biological process: G protein-coupled receptor signaling pathway. Bases 1 to 954 code for a protein of 317 amino acids. Gene Ontology annotation, molecular function: G protein-coupled receptor activity; olfactory receptor activity. The transcript has a single exon. The record is from RefSeq and is a predicted model, not a curated record.